AUGCAGCUCUACCGCGGUACGCAAAGCUACCAGCGUCCCGCGAAGCAAAGCAAAAUUGCAUCGCAGAGGCAAUAUCGAGUCAAAGAGGGGGACGGGUUCCAGGAACUCCGCCUAGUGAUUCACUCAGUGACAGGGGAAACUCCCCAGACCAGGCGCGAAACCUUGAAGAAAGCUGCAGAACUGCUGCAACAGUUGUCGAAAGAACAUGAAGCGAUUUCCAGGCAUGAGCCACUCCAACCUUUGGAAUUUUCGUCGGAAUCAUCCUAUGAAAUUGACGAGGGGUCCCACACGUCUUAUGAACCUCUUGCAAUGCCCAACAAUGAAACAUGGACAAACGCUAUUGCACCAUGCCAGUGGACAAGAAACAGUAGCCCAACAUCAGACACAUCGGCGACAAGCUCGAUGCUAGAGUAUCAAGGCCAUCCUCAGGCAGAGAUCCACCAUGUCGUCGGUGGUGGGGGGGACUGGAAUUUGGUUCAUCCCACCCCUUCACAAUUUCGACAGACCUCUUUCUCCGCGCAGUGGUCGCUCAUUCACUCGAACAUCGAUCAAGUCCCAUACUAUAAAGAAUGGGAGUAA
This is a messenger RNA of Suillus subalutaceus, 579 nucleotides long. RefSeq lists its product as uncharacterized. Lineage: Eukaryota; Fungi; Basidiomycota; Agaricomycetes; Boletales; Suillaceae. The transcript has 3 exons. The record is from RefSeq and is a predicted model, not a curated record. The coding region runs from base 1 to 579 and encodes 192 amino acids. Gene Ontology annotation, molecular function: protein dimerization activity.